GAACUUCAUUAUACGAAGGAAACGUAUCGCGGCACCUCUACGAAGGUAUCUAAAAGGCUUGGACUCCGUCCUAUCAUAUGUCACGCUUCAGCUUGUCUUGCUAACUGGAAGCUCAUUGAUACUUCACAACCAUUCUCACCAGAUAAUCUGCAACUGAAUGCUUUCGUCUUCCUGGAGUCGAGAGCAAAUCACUGGUUUUUUGUCGUAACAGCGCAGAUAGAGAAGGACUUCGCGCCCUGCAUUUGCAAUGUGGCUCGUGCUGUGUAUUACAAAAAUGAAGGCAGUUCUCACUUCGUCAGCGAAGCUCUCUGCAGCGUUCGGGAUUGCCUUUUGAAAGCCGCAGCGACUAUGAAGCGAAUGCGUGAGCAUUUACCUCCUGCUGAAUUUUAUCACGGACUGCGACCCUUCCUUCAGGGAUAUAAGGAACGUGCAAUUAAUGGUCAUGGGAUUGUGUUUGAAGGGAUGGAGAAAGAAGGACCAUUGAGAUACUCUGGAGCCAGCGCUGCACAAAGCUCAACAAUUCAAUUAAUAGAUGCAUUUUUGAAAAUUGAGCACUCAGGCGAAGAGAGGACGUUUCUGAACGAACAAAGAAAAUACAUGCCACGCGAGCAUCGUGAGCUCAUUUAUUGGGUCGAAGCAGAGACACCGGUCACGAAGUCAACGGAAGGCCGUCAGCAAGCAUUAGAGGCACUCGCUGCUUUUCGCUCGUUCCAUUUUAAUACAGUGGCGUUAUAUAUCCUCACGCAAAUGACGGGAUCCUCUCAGGCAACUGGAACUGGAGGCACAUCAUUUAUGCAAUUUUUAAAUAAUCUUAGGGCUAACACGAAAUAA
Molecule: messenger RNA, 831 nt
Organism: Cooperia oncophora
Lineage: Eukaryota; Metazoa; Nematoda; Chromadorea; Rhabditida; Trichostrongylidae
Source: the annotation of a GenBank genome assembly